Messenger RNA from Aspergillus heteromorphus CBS 117.55, 658 nucleotides. RefSeq lists its product as uncharacterized. The record is from RefSeq and is a predicted model, not a curated record. NCBI's taxonomy places the organism in Eukaryota, Fungi, Ascomycota, Eurotiomycetes, Eurotiales, Aspergillaceae. The coding region runs from base 149 to 523 and encodes 124 amino acids. The transcript has a single exon.
CGGCGCAAUAUAUAAGUUAGAUAGAUAGCAUGACGCCCGCUCGGGUGUAAAAGUGGGGCGGGUCGGGAUUUGGCGAUUAUUAAUGCAUCAGCUCAGUUCUCCGGAUAUGGCAUCAUCCACAUCACCACAUUUCGGGCGUGGAUGAGGGAUGAAUGGAGUAUUUGUCGCUUGUCGCUUGUUACUCGUUCCUCGUUCCUCCUUCCUCCUUCAUGGAUGCUAUAUGGCCUCCAGGAUGAUGAUGAUGAUGGAGUCCGCCCUGGCAAGAACGCCCUCACAUCCACAUCCGCUCGACCGGACCCCCCACAUCAGGGCUAUCUCUCUCCGCCGCAAUCACAAUCACCAUCCCAUUUGCCGAUGGCGACAUCCGCCGCAGCGAAUCCCCCCCGUUCGUAUCGCAGACACUGUCCCAUCCUCCUCCAGAACCCCCUCAACCACCAUCUGUCCUCUACCUCCGCACGAUCACUCAAUUGAUGUGCCAUUAAUAUUAUUAAUACGAUCCCUGGGUUAUAAUAUAACAGGAUGAUCUUGUCUCAAAAGUCCACUUCCAGGAUAGUCUUGGUGCCAUGUACCUCUACCUCCUCCACACGGUGUUUAUGGGUAGGUAAAGGAGUGCCCUAGUGAAUGUUUGCGGCUGUACAGAAAUCGAGUACUCCGUGGU